Messenger RNA from Harpia harpyja (harpy eagle), 3696 nucleotides. RefSeq names its product heat shock protein HSP 90-beta-like. NCBI's taxonomy places the organism in Eukaryota, Metazoa, Chordata, Aves, Accipitriformes, Accipitridae. Gene Ontology annotation, cellular component: perinuclear region of cytoplasm; cytosol; plasma membrane. Gene Ontology annotation, biological process: nucleoside transmembrane transport; protein stabilization; protein folding. The record is from RefSeq and is a predicted model, not a curated record. Gene Ontology annotation, molecular function: ATP-dependent protein folding chaperone; ATP hydrolysis activity; disordered domain specific binding.
AUGACAGCAAGAGACGGGCCCCAAGAUAGGUACAAGGCUGUCUGGCUGAUCUUCUUCAUCCUUGGUCUGGGAACACUGCUGCCAUGGAAUUUCUUCAUGACUGCCAGGGAGUAUUUCAUCAGCCGCCUCGCGGACCCGGAGGAGAUGAGCAGCUUCUGGAACCAGACCAGUGAGGCUGCCUUGUCCCCCUCCUACCUGCAGUCCAUGUUUGAUAACUUCAUGACUCUCUGCGCCAUGGUGCCCCUCCUCAUCUUCACCUGCCUCAACUCCUUCAUCCACCAGCGGAUUCCCCAGCAGAUCCGCAUCUUGGGAAGCCUGGUGGCCAUUGGGCUGGUGUUUUUAGUCACUGCCAUCAUGGUGAAGGUCGCCAUGAAGCCUCUUCCCUUCUUCGUCUUUACCAUGAUCAGCAUCAUCCUCAUCAACUCCUUCGGCGCCAUCCUCCAAAGCAGCCUGUUUGGGCUGGCAGGGCUCCUGCCUGCCAGCUACACAGCUCCCGUCAUGAGUGGGCAGGGCUUGGCGGGCACCUUUGCCGCUUUGGCAAUGAUCUUCAGUAUUGCCAUUGGCGCCCAGCAACCUGAGAGCUUCAUCGGUUACUUCACCACGGCCUGUGUGGCGAUCAUGCUGGCAAUCUUCUCCUACAUCCUUCUGCCUCGCAUGGAUUUCUUCCGAUACUACUCCAUGAAGGACAAGACAGAGUACCGUGUGUACAAUGCAGAGCUGGAGACCAAGAGAGACCUGAUUAAGAAAGACGAGCCCAAUGGGAUGGAGCAGAAUAACUCAAAGAUCAUCCCUAUCCACAACCCUGAUGAGAAGCCCUCAGUCAUUGCUAUUUUUAAGAAGCUCUGGGUCAUGGCUGUGUCUGUCUGCUUGGUCUUCACUGUCACCAUCGGCGUCUUUCCUUCCAUCACAGCUAAGGUGUCCACUGUCCUCGGAGAAGGAAACAGAUGGGGUCUCUACUUCAUCCCUGUCUCCUGCUUCCUGCUCUUUAAUAUCUUUGACUGGACGGGACGGAGUCUCACUGCCCUCUUCACGUGGAUGCCUGAGGAGGUGCAGCACGAGGAGGAGGAUGUGGAGACCUUCGCCUUCCAGGCGGAGAUCGCCCAGCUCAUGUCACUCAUCAUCAACACCUUCUAUUCCAACAAGGAGAUCUUCCUGCGGGAGCUCAUCUCCAACGCCUCCGACGCGCUGGAUAAGAUCCGCUACGAGAGCCUGACUGAUCCCUCAAAGCUAGACAGCGGUAAGGACCUCAAGAUUGACAUAGUCCCCAACCCCCGGGACCGCACGCUCACCCUGGUGGACACUGGCAUCGGGAUGACAAAAGCAGACCUCAUCAACAGCCUAGGCACUAUUGCUAAAUCUGGUACCAAAGCCUUUAUGGAAGCCCUGCAGGCUGGCGCAGACAUUUCCAUGAUCGGGCAGUUUGGUGUGGGUUUCUAUUCUGCCUAUCUAGUGGCUGAGAAGGUGGUUGUCAUUACCAAACACAAUGAUGAUGAGCAGUAUGCUUGGGAGUCGUCAGCUGGGGGCUCCUUCACUGUCCGAACUAACCAUGGUGAGCCCAUUGGACGGGGCACCAAAGUGAUCCUGUAUUUGAAGGAGGACCAGACAGAGUACUUGGAGGAGCGGCGUGUCAAAGAGGUGGUGAAGAAGCACUCCCAGUUCAUUGGCUACCCCAUCACACUCUAUCUGGAGAAGGAGCGUGAGAAAGAGAUCAGUGAUGAUGAGACAGAGGAGGAAAAAGACGAGAAGGAAGAGGAAGAGUCAACGUCCAAAGAUGAGGAGAAACCCAAAAUCAAGGAUGUGGGCUCCGAUGAUGAGGAGGAGGGAGACAAAGGCAAGAAGAAAAAGACCAAGAAAAUCAAGGAGAAAUAUAUUGACCAGGAGGAGCUGAACAAGACUAAGCCUAUUUGGACCUGCAACCCUGAUGACAUCACCCAGGAGGAGUAUGGCGAGUUCUACAAAAGCCUCACCAAUGACUGGGAGGACCACCUGGCUGUCAAGCACUUUUCUGUGGAAGGGCAGCUGGAGUUCAGGGCCCUGCUCUUCAUCCCACGCCGUGCCCCUUUUGACCUCUUUGAGAACAAGAAGAAGAAGAAUAACAUUAAGCUGUACGUGAGACGUGUCUUCAUCAUGGAUGGCUGUGACGAGCUCAUCCCUGAGUACCUAAACUUCAUCCGGGGUGUUGUGGACCCAGAGGACCUGCCUCUGAACAUCUCUCGUGAGAUGCUCCAGCAGAGCAAGAUCCUCAAGGUGAUCCGCAAAAACAUUGUGAAGAAAUGUUUGGAGCUCUUCUCUGAGCUGGCAGAGGACAAAGAGAACUACAAGAAAUUUUAUGAGGCCUUUUCCAAGAAUCUGAAGCUGGGCAUCCAUGAGGACUCAACCAACCGAAAGCGCCUUUCAGAGCUGCUGCGUUACCACACAUCCCAGUCUGGCGAUGAGUUGACUUCGCUUUCAGAGUAUGUGUCCCGUAUGAAGGAGAGCCAGAAGAGUAUCUACUACAUCACAGGGGAGAGUAAGGAGCAGGUUGCCAACUCAGCUUUUGUGGAGCGUGUGCGGAAGCGUGGCUUUGAGGUGGUAUACAUGACGGAGCCCAUUGACGAGUACUGUGUGCAGCAGCUCAAGGAGUUUGUUGGCAAGACCCUGGUAUCGGUCACCAAAGAGGGGCUGGAGCUGCCUGAGGAUGAGGAGGAGAAAAAGAAGAUGGAGGAGAGCAAGGCCAAGUUUGAGACCCUCUGCAAACUCAUGAAGGAGAUCCUGGACAAGAAGGUGGAGAAGGUAACAAUCUCAAACCGGUUGGUCUCAUCUCCCUGCUGCAUAGUCACCAGCACCUAUGGUUGGACAGCCAACAUGGAGCGCAUCAUGAAGGCUCAGGCACUGCGGGACAACUCUACCAUGGGCUAUAUGAUGGCCAAGAAGCACCUGGAGAUCAACCCGGACCACCCAAUUGUGGAAACACUCCGCCAGAAGGCUGAUGCUGACAAGAAUGACAAAGCUGUCAAAGAUCUGGUGGUGCUACUCUUUGAGACUGCUCUGCUGUCCUCUGGUUUCUCCCUGGAAGAUCCCCAGACCCACUCCAACCGCAUCUACAGGAUGAUCAAACUGGGGCUUGGCAUUGAUGAAGAUGAGGUGAUGGCAGAGGAGCCCAGUGCAGCUAUCCCUGAUGAGAUCCCCCCUCUGGAGGGAGAUGAAGAUGCAUCCCGCAUGGAAGAGGUAGAUUAAAGGAGGAGGAAGCCUCUUCCCUCACUUGCCAGACCUCUGCACCAUGUCAUGUCUGCUUAGAACAGGGUCUGCUCCCACCAGCUGCUACUGACUCCUUGGUGAUGUCUAUUGGUUUUGAUUUGUUUGUUUGGGGUUGUUUUUGGCAGGGUGCAGGAGGGCAUGAUUCCCUGUCUGCCAGUAGUGAAUGAUUCAGGCAGCCUGAGGCAUGUUUGUGUCUUUCUGCUUGUGUAGGAACCAGGUGAUGGGGAGUGGAGGUCAGGAGUCAUCAGGCUUCCCCUCUCCCCCCAUGGGGUCUCCCAUGUUCCCAGUAGGCAUCAAACACUGCCCUUGUUCCAUUGGGGUGGGAGAGCCCUUCCUCUGAGCUGCUGCCUCCCUAAACCCCCAGGGUAGGAUAUUGUAUUUUGGUUGGCUUGGUUGUUUUUUGUUUGAUUAUUCUUCUGUUGUUUUGUUCAACUGGAAUUAAAGUAUUGAAGAAUGUGA